UAUGAGCACAAAAAAAACCUAGAAGGUUAUUGGUAAAAAAUAAAAGAUUGUUGAGAAAUAAAGUCAAGAAACUUCAAAUAAAGAUUAAAAAAUAAAAACUAAAGUCAAUAGAUUAGAAUAAUAAACAUAAGAAAGACAAAAUGGAAUAAUUUAUGUUGGACAUUUACCAUAUGGGUUUGUUGAAGAUGGAUUAAAAGAAUACUUUACUUAAUUUGGUGAUGUGAUUGGGGUCAAAUUAUUUAGAAGCAAAAAAGUAAUUUAUAAAAUUUAUAUAUUGUUUAGACUAAUAGAGUCUAAGGUUAUGGAUUUGUUAAAUUUGCUGAUAAGGAAGUAGCACCUAUUGCUGCAUAAGCUAUGAAUGGUUAUUUAAUGAAUGGAAAGAAAUUAGUAGUUAAUGUAUUAAGUGAAUAACAUCCUGAUCCUUUUAAAUAUAAACAUGGAAAUUAAAAAUUGUAUUUUAUCAAUUGGUCUGAGAAAGCAGUUGAUGAAUCAAAUAAAGUAUUAAGAUAAAUCAUAGUUAGGAUAAAUCAAAUGAAUAAAUUGUUAAAGAAGUUUAAAGAUUAUUAGCAAAUGAAGAAGAGAAGAAAUAAAAACUAAAAGAAUUAGGAAUUAAUUAUACAUACUAAGGAUUUGUAUUUAUUAAUGUUUAUUAUAAUUUUAGCAAGAAUUGCUUAAAGCUUGAU
Molecule: messenger RNA, 683 nt
Organism: Paramecium pentaurelia
Lineage: Eukaryota; Ciliophora; Oligohymenophorea; Peniculida; Parameciidae
Source: the annotation of a GenBank genome assembly